Molecule: messenger RNA, 198 nt
Organism: Fomitopsis serialis
Lineage: Eukaryota; Fungi; Basidiomycota; Agaricomycetes; Polyporales; Fomitopsidaceae
Exons: 1
Source: RefSeq, a predicted model, not a curated record
UCGGACGUGCACAUAUUCCGGCACGAGUUCAUCACCCAAUUCCGUUUCUCGCACUCCGCCGCGCUGCACCCCGCGGACCUGCACAUCCUGGAGCCAAUCGACGAGGCCCAUACGCUCUACGAGGAAGAGAAGGGCACCGUCUUCCUCGCGCGCGAGCUCAUGACGCGCCUCCAGACGCUCACCGUCGACUCCCAGCGG